This is a messenger RNA of Fonticula alba, 1365 nucleotides long. RefSeq lists its product as hypothetical. Lineage: Eukaryota; Rotosphaerida; Fonticulaceae. The transcript is spliced from 5 exons. The record is from RefSeq and is a predicted model, not a curated record. The coding region runs from base 1 to 1365 and encodes 454 amino acids. Gene Ontology annotation, biological process: proteolysis. Gene Ontology annotation, molecular function: metalloexopeptidase activity.
AUGAGUAAGGGCUACCACCGGAUGAGCCGACGGAUUCAGGGGACCGACGGCGAGCUUUCCAGCCUCGUGAAUGCCGGUAUUGAUGCCCGCGCUACUCUGGAGGAUGGCUCGGUCCUGGUCUUCUCGGACCUGGACGGUCCGAAUGACGACCUGACCACCUUCACCCGGUCUCUUGGUCGACUGGCACCGGGCACUCGCGUCCUGCGCGACCUUGGCCACCUGGGCGACGAUGAGAACAUCAUCAUCCUUGAGAAGGGCCACGAUGCCGAGGACAUGCCGCGCCUGGUGAACACCCUGCGCUCGGAGUACCCGACCGCCUUCCGGCCGAUCUUCGCCGAUGACGAGCAGCGCUACAUCAUCACCUCCUACCAGUCGUCCGACGUCCUGGACCGGUUCCUGGAGCAGGGCCUGUCUCACGAGUCGCUGGUCGUCCCCACUCAGCCCAUCCACCCGCAGCGCUCGUCCAACCUGAAGCGCUUCGCCCACCUGUUCGAUCGCGCCCCGAACCCCCGCAUCGCCCGCCUGUUGGAUCGUGUCACCCAGGAGGACCUGCACUACUUUGCCACCAUGCUCUCCGGUGAGCAUCCGCAGUCCACGCAGCACACCCGCCACUCGAAGUCCGCGGACAGCCUGUUUGCCGGGGACUUCGUGCAGCAGCAUUUCGAGAACAACGGCUUUGACACCUGGCGCGAGAAGUUCAUGCCGAACUACUGCAGCAAUGUCAUCGGCGACUACCGCAAUGCCACCAUGUACCCGGACCAGUAUGUCAUCAUCAGCGGGCAUCUGGACGACCGUGAGGCCAACAUCAAUGACCCGGCUGCCCGUGCGCCGGGUGCCAAUGACGAUGGCAGUGGCUCUGCCGCCAUGAUGACCAUUGCCAAGGUCCUCGGUGAGGCGGAUGUCUCCUUCCGCCGUGCCCUGCGGCUGGUCACCUGGUGUGGCGAGGAGCAGGGCCUGUACGGGUCCAAGUUCCAUGCCAACAAUGCGGUGGCCGACGGCAUGGACAUCUUUGCCAUGAUUCAGGGUGACAUGCUUGCUGUCAUUGAGCCGAACGCCAAGCCGGCCAUCGGCCUGGUGACGCGCUACACCGACCCGGUCCUGACCUCCCUGGUGCGGGACAUCGUCGGGCGCUACCUGCCGGAUGCGCAGAUCUUCAACCAGACCGCCUGCUGCUCGGAUCACCAGCCCUUCUUCGAGGUGGGUUACCCGUCGGCCGGCUUCGUCGAGCCGAUCGGCUAUGUCGGCGACCCGCACUACCACAAGGUCACCGAUCUGGUCGAGCGCCCGGACUACAGCAUUGAGCAGCUGCAGCUGAUCACUCGUGCCAUCCUGGCUUGUCUGCUGGAGCUGGCCGAGCUUGCUUAA